AUGGCCUGCCGGGAGUUGGAGUUCCACUCCCGCGUACAAAAGCCAGCCAGAGGCCAAAAGCCGAGGAGGGAAAAGAACAAAAGGGUGAAGAAAGCUAGAAUUAGCCCCUGCUUGACAGCACAGGCUGGAGAGGGAAGCGGCAGCCGCCCACUCCCCAGGGGAGACUCGGAGGCCGCGCUGGAACUUUCAGCCCCGCCCACGCACUACAUCUCCCAGCAGUGCCUGCGGCCGCGCGGCUCCGUGCGGAAUACAACUCCCGAGAGGGCCCGCGCCGCCCGGGCGACUCGGGAGUGCGUCUGCUACAGGGGCUCCCGGCGGCCUCCCGCACCGAAGGGACCCUGGGCGUCUGAGGCCCUGAUCCGGGCGGGCCUUCAGGAUGUUAGUAGUCCCUGUUCGGUUGAAGGUAGGAAGCCGAAAACCCGAGUGGGGGACGAACAGACUUACCUCCUGUCGCGCAAAAGAUCCACUAGAUCGUCGUCUCCAAAACCUGAGACCGCGAACGGAUCCCAGAGCCGCAGCCUUCUCUCAGACCUGGCGUUCAGAAAGAUUUUAGCACUGGCAGGUCCCAGAGGUCUUAGACCCGCAGGCCUGCGGGGCGGGGGCGGGGUGGCGCCCAGGACGGCUCUCUGGGCUCAGCUUGGCUGCCUGCCUCCUUCUCAAACAAUGAGUACCUACUAUGUGCAGAGGCAGCAGGACAGCCUGUCAUCACUGGGAAAGAGGCCAGAAGAGCCAUUUGGCCAGGGUCUCCAAUUUAGGCUUUCAACAUUAUCUCUAAGUAAGGUUAUACAUUAUGUUGGCUCCACUGGCUGAUGGGAUCAAGACCCUCCUUGUAUAUCCUUAAACCUGUACUCUAUUACCAGGCCACUGUGCCUGUGGAGCACUGUAAGUUCUUAUAUUUUAAUAAAUUUUAUAAUUAUCUUGUGAGCAGCACAGUUGUCAUAGUAUUUUUGUAUCAAAAACAUUAAUUUGUUAAACAUUUUAAAA
Rhinopithecus roxellana (golden snub-nosed monkey) is the source of this 984-nucleotide messenger RNA. RefSeq lists its product as uncharacterized. The transcript is spliced from 5 exons. Bases 1 to 810 code for a protein of 269 amino acids. The record is from RefSeq and is a predicted model, not a curated record. NCBI's taxonomy places the organism in Eukaryota, Metazoa, Chordata, Mammalia, Primates, Cercopithecidae.